Rhinichthys klamathensis goyatoka is the source of this 963-nucleotide messenger RNA. RefSeq names its product signal sequence receptor, beta (gene ssr2). Gene Ontology annotation, cellular component: endoplasmic reticulum; membrane. Lineage: Eukaryota; Metazoa; Chordata; Actinopteri; Cypriniformes; Leuciscidae. The record is from RefSeq and is a predicted model, not a curated record. The transcript has 5 exons. Bases 25 to 579 code for a protein of 184 amino acids.
GAAAUAUUCCAUUUCCCCCCACAGAUGAGGCUGCUGUGUAUAUUUGCUCUGGUUGCUGCGGUGAGUCUGGUGGCAGGGGAAGAAGGGGCUCGUCUUUUGGCCUCCAAGUCCCUGUUGAACCGAUACGCUGUAGAAGGACGAGACCUUACCCUACAGUACAGCAUCUACAAUGUGGGCACCAGUGCUGCCCUGGAGGUUGAGUUGUCAGAUGACUCUUUCCCCCCUGAAGAUUUUGGCAUUGUCUCAGGAAUGCUGAAUGUGAAAUGGGACCGAAUUGCUCCUGCCAGUAAUGUUUCUCACACAGUGGUUCUGCGGCCACUGAAAGCUGGAUACUUCAAUUUCACCUCUGCUUCAGUUAGUUACCUGGCGCAAGAAGGUGGACAGGUUGUGGUUGGUUACACAAGUGCUCCGGGCCAGGGAGGCAUUCUCGCCCAGAGAGAGUUUGACAGACGCUUUUCUCCACAUUACUUGGACUGGGCAGCUUUUGGUGUCAUGACCCUUCCCUCCAUUGGCAUUCCUCUGCUCCUGUGGUACUCCAGCAAGAGGAAGUACGACUCACCGAAGAGCAAAAAGAACUGAGAUAUCAAUUACAGGACAAAAACAGAUCAGGGAUCAUUGCUUGAGUGUGGAGGGAGGGGGGUGUUGAGAGAAUUAUGGUGGGCUUAAAAUGUUGUUUUUGAAUACAUUUAAUUACCCAUAUUGGGGUAAAUGGUCAAUGAUUUAAUCUGUUUUUAAGUAAUGUUCUCCAUCGGAUAGUUUGUUAAAGAGAUCUGGGGACGGAAGCAUAAAGUAGGAUCAUUGACAUUUGCUUUUGAUGUUAAAAUGGCCAUUCCAUGGCGGCCUCAGGUGCACCAUCUUAUUUUGUUUUGUUUUAUUUGUAAUGAUUCUCAAAUGAUCAACGGAACUGUACAGCCCUUCAUGAUCGGUGUAGGGCUAGUUUGGGGAAAUAAAAGGUUUUACAGA